Molecule: messenger RNA, 6076 nt
Organism: Dunckerocampus dactyliophorus (ringed pipefish)
Lineage: Eukaryota; Metazoa; Chordata; Actinopteri; Syngnathiformes; Syngnathidae
Gene: nhsa
Product: Nance-Horan syndrome a (congenital cataracts and dental anomalies)
Exons: 9
Coding region: 1236-4976 (1246 amino acids)
Biological process (GO): lens development in camera-type eye; cell differentiation
Source: RefSeq, a predicted model, not a curated record
CACUUAAAAGUCUUAAAUUUUGUCCAAAAUGGGCGGGGCGCCUUAUAAUGCGGAGCGCCGUAUGUGUGUACCGAGUUCCAAAAUCUGUAAGAAAAUCUGUAAGUGUUGCUGCGUGACUUUUAUGAGCGCUCCGCUCGACUGACUGGGAGCCUGCCGACACGCUGCUUGUAUAGAGGAAAGGAAAGGUGGACGUGACUGAGGACGCUAAAGGCACGCCCCAGUAGUUAUGUAAGUAUAUUUUUAUUAUGAAAUGGCGCCAUCUAUCUAUCCAACUAUAUCACAAACAUGGAUGACGUGCCGCUCACUUUCCACAUCCUGGUGAACCACACUGUAGAGAAGCAAUACAGCGAUACACACAACGGGGCACGAGAAGUUGGCUUUUACUGUUGUGCUUGGUUGCCAUGGUAAUGGAUAGAAACUGCUACCUGUGGUAGACGCUGACGCUGCCUAAAGAAAAGUUUCCAGCCGGACCAAAGCGGCUGGAAGGAGAAAAUGGCUGAGUGACGUGUACGGAAAGAAACAGGAUGUUUUUUUCACACGCGUCACCACAAAUGAACCUGGAGCUUAACAUCAUUCCGGGAGGCUUGACGAGGGAACUCCAACCGCUGGACAUCGGUGUAAACACGGCGUUUAAAGUUACGUUGCGAGUGCCGUGGGAGCGAUAGAUGACCGCUAACGAACACUGGAAUGCAGCGCCGUGCUAGUUUCGCCACAAUUUGUGAAUGGAUGUAAACACGGCGUUUAAAGUUACAUUGCGAGCGGCGUGGGAGCGAUGGAUGACAGCUAGCGAACACAGCUUCACUAAUGGAUUGUGGAUGCUUGGGCUAACGUGUCUGAUGCACUCUUUGAGCUUUCACAAAAGCCAGCAUCAUUUCUGAGGCGCCGCACGGCAACGAGACUGACUGACAACGACGACAGGGAACCUGGCGUGUUUGAUGGAGAACUUGCCCCGCUCUUCAUUUGGGAUAUAAAAGAUGAGGACUUUGAUGGAUUUGUGGAUGAGGAUUUAUCAAAAAUAACCUGUGUCCAACCUGGAUGUGGAGAGCAAGCUGACGUUGCAUUACCGAGCUCCCUGGCACAAGCAGAGGAACGUCUUCCGGCCCUCCACGCGGCCAGCAUGUGUAGAAGAGCUGCACAGGGAAGCCAACCUUUGGGUGCUGCACCGAGAUCAUGAGAGGAGACGAUGGUCCAGCAGGGAGGGGCAAGUCACCAUCUCCAUCUCGGCUCUGCCCCCCAUGCCCAUGUACCCAUCGACGCCCAUCGCCCGGAGGAAAGCCAAGAAGGGCGCACGCCUGACGUGGUUCCAAACCAACACCCGCUCGCCCUCCCCCACCGAAUGUUGCCACUUCUCCCCCUGGAACACAAAGGCCGCACCCUCGGACCCCGCAGACUGUGACGGGGCGUCACUGGGUCAUCGCUCCAAGCUGCCCGUCCCGAACACGCCCAGCACCCUGGACAAGCAGACCAACUGGUCCGCCGCCCUGCCCCUGCCGACACCCGAGGAGAGAAUGAAAUGCGAUUCGCGAGUGAUCAACUCUUGUGUCAUCCCCAUCAAUGUGACCGGCGUCGGCUUCGACAGAGACGCUAGUGUGCGCUGCUCGCUCGUCCACUCGCAUUCUUUGCUUCAGAGGAGGAGGAAGCUGAGGAGACGAAGGACAGUGGCCGGCGUCCCCAGACAGGUGCAACUGGAUUUAGACUCUGAUGACUCUCCGGGUUCCAGAGAGCGCACAGUGAUCGUCCACGCCACCUUGGACGUCAACCCUUUCAAUGAGGACCUGACCAGCCAUCUGGGCACCAGAGACUCGGGCUGCCAGACGGAGGACUUCCUGAUCUCAGGAGCGCCUUCUCGGAGGAGAAUCCAUGCCCAGCGUGGCCACCAGGGGGCACCGCUGUGCCUCUCUCAAUCGGCAGGCAACAUUGCCGCUCUGCGGGACAGCCGGGACAACAUGUUCGCAGCCGCCAUGGGCACCCGGCUGCGCUCCCGCAGUCUCCCCCGAGACGGGAACAGGACGAUGGAGAACGGUCACAUUGACGACGUGGAGGCGGAGCUCUCUCCUUUUAGCACAGAAGACUUCCUGCAAGAAGGCGGUGAGAUAAUCCAUAAGAAUGAGGAAGGGAGCGCUGAUGACCGAGUGGGGUCCGAGUGCCUGAAGUACAAGCCGCUGUUGGAGAUGCCAGAGCGAGGCUGGAUGGAAAGGACCAGGUCCCAGCUGCCCAGGAAGGCCGAUAUGGGCAGCUGUGACAUGUCUUCCAGCUCAGACACAUUCAGCAGCCCUGUGCACUCUGUCUCAGCCACAGGGGUCCUGGGAGGCCAGAUGGACCACAAAGACGACCACCAGUCCUCCAGUGGGAACUGGAGUGGGAGCAGCUCCACCUGCCCCUCCCAGACCUCAGAGACCCUCCCCCCGGCAGCCUCACCGCCUCUCACCGGCUCCUUGCAUGGCGACUCUGAGCUCUCCCUGAAUACCACCCCUCACGCCAAUGAGGAACACGCAAGCUUUAUGCUGGACCCCUACACCGGCCUCAGGACACAGAGAGCGGGCUCAUUCUCUUCCACAGCUAUGGACAUUUUAGAGGAAGCAGGAGUCAGCACCCCUGUGGAGGGGGAGUGGAACUACACCCACCCGGAUCCCUCUGGCCCUCAGGACUUCAGCCCUGAGCCGAGCAGGGAGACUGAGAGCAGUCUGGGCUGCCCCAGCUUCACCAGCAUGGCCACGUGCGAGAGCAGCUUCUCCGAUAAGCCGCCGUCGGAAAAAGCUGACACCGUCUCACACUAUUCUUUGGACACUGAAGGUUACUACACCUCCAUGCACUUUGACUGUGGGCUUAAAGGCAGCAGGAGCUUCACGUAUAACUAUGCAGCCUCCAGCUCCAAUGCCAGCCUGUUGGACUUCAGCCGCCCCAUGACUCUUGGAGAGUCGAGAAGACGCUGUCUCUCCUUGAGGAAAGCAAAGGCGAAGCCGUGUCCGCCCAAGCGCAGCUCAUCACUUCGGAAAAUAUGCAGUGAGGGAAACAUCCCCAUCCUGAAAGAACCAAAAAUCAGCUGUGGGCAGCAGCCUCCACUGUCCAAGGAGAAUAACCUGCAGCUGGUUUUAUCCACAUCUGCAGGUCGCAUAGGUAACUCUUCACUGGCCAAAGAGCCCCUUAGGGUCUGGGGGGUUGAGAGCUCGUCGGACCUGCCUGACCUGGGCGUGUUCAGCUCAACGGAUGCUCACUCGUUCAAAGACGAGGGUGUCGUUCAGGCCAACUAUGCAGACUUCUGGCUCCUGAACGAUUUAAAAUCCGGUGAUCCCUACCGGUCUUUGUCCAACUCCAGCACGGCUACCGGCACCACAGUCAUUGAGUGCGUCAAGGCGCAGGACAGCUCCGAGUCGCAGACCUCCCAGUCGGGCUCCAGGGCCACCACCCCCUCGCUUCCAUCCGUGGAGGGAGACUUUAAGAUGACAUCGCCAGAGAGACUGGCAGGCCUAGCGAGUCCUUCCAGUGGAUACUCCAGCCAGUCAGAGACGCCCACCUCGUCCUUCCCUGCUGCCUUCUUCCCCGGGCCACUGUCGCCAUCUAGUGGUAAAAGGAAGCCCAAAGUGCCGGAGCGGAAGUCGUCGCUCUCGUCAUCGUCUGACAGAAAUGGCGCCACAUCUAAGCGGGAUCUGGAGUUGCCGAUAAUCCCGCCCCCCCACCUGGACUUAAGUGCCUUUCACAAUGUCAGCAGCAAAACUCCAAGUCACUGGACUCAUCAGCAAAAUAAGCAAAAAGACUUGCCCAAAGCGGAAACUUUUAACAGCCCUUCCAUGAGCAUCACCCCCGCCGUGUUGCACUCAGUUCAGCUGCGAUCCGUCAGCAAGGAACAAGACGGAGGUCCGGACUACGGGCCAAAACCUGACUGUCCCACUGUAAAUUCGAGCAGCACUCCAGCCUCGUUCGAGAGUCCACACUUUGUGGGCGAGCCGGCAUUGCCUUCUAACGAGGAUCUGCGCCACAGUGGCACUUUAAAGUCUGCCAAGUCGCCCACCCCAGACGAUGAAUGGGCAGAAAUCACCCAGCUUUCCCCACCGCCACCCGGAGAAGAUCUUUGCCCUCUAAAGUCAAGUGUAGUCACUACUCUGCACCACAGUUCACCGCUGAGUCUCCACGUAGUGCCUGUUGCUGACGCCCAACUGCAGGUGCUGCAAGUGAGUCCGGACAGCGAGGAGGUGGAGUCAGCAGGUGAUGCUUCCCAAAGUGCCUCUCAGGAUGGGGCAGAAGAAGACACGACUACCGAGGAGCUCUUCAGCAAAGACUUAACGCCGAGCGACUCGUCCUCGUCCCAGCUGAGUGACGAGUGGCGGUCGGAGGACGACAGCGUCUUUCUUUCGCCCACCAAGACUCGGACCACCGAUGACCUCUUCGCUGUGAUACACAGGUCAAAGAGGAAAGUGUUGGGCAGGAAGGAUUCGUCUGAGGCAGGUGUCAGAAAUCGCCUCGGCACCUCGUCCAGCACCACACCACCAAGCAGUGCCACCAGCUCCCCGGGUCCCACGGGAUCACCCUGCAGCCUGCAAAAAGCUCCAGGCCCCAUCUACAGGAAUGCCAAGAAGUCCAGCACCUCCAACGAGGAGUUUAAAAUGCUGCUGCUCAAGAAGGGCAGCCGCUCCGAGUCCAGCUAUCGCAUGUCGGCCACCGAAAUCCUCAAGAGCCCCGUCACCCCUAAAGGUGGGGAUUGUGUGGACGAGUUGGCCUCCCCCUUGCAGACAGCGCUGGAUGUCCCAGCCACCCCGUACCCGAAAGCCAACGCUGAGGGCUUCUCACCCAGAUCCUUUUUUUCGCCGGCUUCCUCCAGGCAGGGUCGCUCCAGAAUCCCCCCGCCCGCCAACAGCAGUCGCUACGGCGCUCGCAGUCGGAUGUACUCGGUGCCCAUGCAGGCCAUCUCGGAGGGCGAGACGGAGAACUCGGACGGGAGCCCCCAUGACGAGCGCUCGUCGUCACCGGGCUCCGCGUAGGACAAACGGUACGAUGUGUUUGCGUAGUUUUUGUUGUGAAAUAAGAUGUAUUGCGUAUUCUGUGAAUACCCACCGAGUACUAGCCUUCCCUCAAACCACACCUUUUUUCUUUUUCUAUUUGGGACAAUAAGCAUUGUGGCGGCGAGUGUUUUUACGGCAGGAAGAAGAGAUGUUGAAACGAGGCAGAGAAACGUCAGUGGUUUGGUAGGUUUUUAAAUAAAAAUAAUAACAAUAAUAAUAAUAAUAAUAAAUAGUAAUGAUGAUGAUUUCUUUGGUUUGGUGUGUUUUUACGAAUUGUCAAAAAGAGGCACGUGGCAAGUCGGCGAGGCGUUGGGGAUGGAGUGUUCAUAAGUGUUUUUGUUAGAUGUUCACUAGCAAAGUGUUGUGUGGCGCCCCCUCCGGUCGGUAUGUGUAUUUAUUUAUUUUUUUAACUAUUCAAACAAUUAGGCUAUUUUUAGGUCAGAUGUAUUUUUACUAGAGAAGCUAUUUUGAGACACUGGCUGCUUUUAAAUAAGCUGCGACACAAUCGCUAAUUAGAUCAUUUUAUGCAAAUGUGGCUACACCGCCAAUCUAUUCUGUCCGCUUGGCCUUAAAGCGUCUUUCUGCUGACGUUUCUACAAGACGACUCAGCAUGAUAGCGAGCAUGCUAACAUACUAACGAUACACAACGGGAGUCUUCAUUCCAACUUUACUUCUUGGUUGUUUUUUUUUUCUUGUGUUGUCGGAAUUGACAAGGACAAAGCUCACCAUAGGGUUUUUUUUUUCUUUUUCUAUGACGCUAUGCGGUAGCAGAUGAAUUCUGGGACUUUUAAAUCCACUUUGUGUGAUCUUUUUGUACGCAUCUGGAAAGAACACGCAUUUGUUGAAUAACGAUUGCUUGUGUAAAAAAAAAGUGUUUACAUGAACUGUUGUACAUUUCAGAGCUGUGGAUCUGGUCUUGUAUUUAUUUUGUAGUAAACUUUGUGGAAAGUCAAAUCUUAUCAAAGCCAAGUGCUAGCUAGCUGGUAGCGGCACUGGCUGCUAAGCAAAAUGUGUCCACAACAACGUGAAUAAAUGUGACUGCUUGGGAAAAACGAAAGAAAGUUUUGGGUUCUUCUCAU